Molecule: messenger RNA, 660 nt
Organism: Hydatigera taeniaeformis
Lineage: Eukaryota; Metazoa; Platyhelminthes; Cestoda; Cyclophyllidea; Taeniidae
Source: the annotation of a GenBank genome assembly
AUGUCUAUCAAUACAGCUCACACUCACGACGGAUUAGGAGUGGCCUAUUAUCCAGUGCUCCAGUUUCAGACUUCUUCUUACUCUUUCUGGUUCGGGUCAACAACCAAAUGGAAGAUACUCGGGAACUGCAUACCUUACAUCGUGAUAUUCCUCUCUAAAGACAAAAGUCCCGCCCUUAAUUCGCUGAGCAUGCCAUUUGUCUACAUGAAACGUGUGGCAAUCAAACAACCCACAUUUGGACCUAACCACAUUGAAGGAUUCGUGUCUCCUGAGUCAGGGCAGUGGUCGGGAGAUCUGCCUUUUAAAUUGGUGUUUAACCAUGGGGGAGCAAUUGAAUUCGGAAAAAGUCUUCUUGAGCUUGGUACUCGAGCUUCUAAACUUCGGGAAUCUUACAAGACUCCGACUGCACCACCACUUUGCGAAAUUUAUGCCUGUCCUCCUCCAGCCUACACGCCUUUCGUGCAUGAAACGUAUCCUCUCUUCGCAGUAGAUUUCCUGUACCAGACGAACUCUCCACCUCCCUAUCCUGGAGCUGUUCCUCCGCCAUACACGCCGAAUUCGGGUCCACCUCCACCUUACGCUGCGGCUGCAGCGGGUUCGAUACCGCCAUAUCCGACUGGUGGCCCGCCACCUGGUAGGUCUGGUUACUUGUUAUUGUAA